Messenger RNA from Callorhinchus milii (elephant shark), 4173 nucleotides. RefSeq names its product leucine rich repeat and sterile alpha motif containing 1 (gene lrsam1). The coding region runs from base 105 to 2303 and encodes 732 amino acids. The record is from RefSeq and is a predicted model, not a curated record. The transcript is spliced from 25 exons. NCBI's taxonomy places the organism in Eukaryota, Metazoa, Chordata, Chondrichthyes, Chimaeriformes, Callorhinchidae. Gene Ontology annotation, molecular function: protein binding.
GUGGGAGGGGGUUGCGUGUGUUGAACCGCGGGUGCUGGUUCUCUCGCUCUCUCCCCGUGAGGUAACGGUUUCCCCGCCCCCCCCACAUCCCCGCCCCGACCGACAUGAUGUUCUUUUCCCGGAGAAGGAAGCCGAGCGAAGAGGGGCGCAAGCGGCUGGAGUAUCAGAUGUGCCUGACCAGGGAAGCGGGUGCGGAUGACAUCCUGGACAUAUCGAGGUGUGAACUGUCUGAGAUUCCACCCGGUGUCUUCUCCACAUUUAAAGUCUUACAGAAGAAGGUUUUGAUCGUUCACACCAACUACUUGUCGACACUAGUCCCAAAGUUGAGCAACAUCCAGGACCUGGCAAUGGUGAAGAUUUUAGAUCUCCACGACAACCAGCUAAGUUCACUUCCCGAGGAACUGGGUCAGCUGUCAUCUCUCCAGGUCCUUCAGGUGGAAAAUAACCAUUUGAAAUCCCUGCCCAACUCCAUCGGGUCACUGCAUCAGCUUCAAACACUGAAUCUCAAAGGAAACCGAAUCAAGAAGCUACCUGAAUUGCUGAGUGGACUGAAGAGCCUGCGUACCCUGGAUUGCAGCCACAACCAAAUCCAGCAGCUGCCACAGGAUCUGGCUCACAUCCGGACACUUGAGUCUCUCAGUUUGGAUGAAGAGAUUAUGGUGUACCCUCCAAGCAGCGUGUGCAGAGGUGGAACGGAAGCAAUCAAACAGUUCCUGUGCCAAGAGCUCGGCAUCGACUACAUACCCCCGUCCCAGUACCUGCUGUCCGUGCUGGAGAGCGACGGCUCCACCAUGGAGACCAACGGCGCCUUCCUCCAGCAGCAGCAGGAAGACUCGCAGUGGCAGAGUAAAUUCAUGGACUAUGAGAAGAGGAAGGUUCAGAAGCAGCAGGAGAAGCUGGAGUUUGAGAGGAGACUGAACCAGGAUCAGCGGGAGCGAGCUGAGCUCAUGCAGAGUAACAACGUUCACAAAGCCCAGAUCCUUAACUCCAUCAGACAGGAACAGGGGAAGCUGGAUAGGGAUCUCCGGGAUCAGCAGCGUUCCGUGGAGCUGGGACGUCGGCGACUGCAGCAGGAGCUGAAGGAGGCGGAGUACACAGUAGACAACGUCAUCCACAGUCUUUUGGAGGAUAGCGAGAGAAGGAAACAGAACUCUGAGCUGCUGAAUUCACUGGAGAUAGAGAGGCUGAGAGUGAAGCAGCUGAUGGAGAUCACACAGGAGGAGAACGAGAAGCUACGGAAGAAAGAGGUGGCAGGUGCGAUGCAGGCGAUGCUGUCUGAGAGUAACCUGAACAGACUCCUGCAGACCGUCUACGAGACACAGCGGCAGUGCCUGAUAGAGGAAGCCUGCUCCAGCAUGGCUGAGAUUGAUGGGAAGCUCCAGAAAAUCCAGACCUGGCAGCAGGAAGAUCAGAGCAAGGCCAUCGGGCAGAUCCUGGCUGAGGCGGAGAUGCAGAAAGUGGCGUUUGAAACUUUGCAGAUGAAGAAGGACGGGGAACAUACACGAAUCAGAGACCAGAUCAAACUGAUUGAGAGUGAGUUAAUGCAACUGACAAAGAUCGAGUUAGACAGACGAGAGGUUGACUUGGAGGAUCUGCAGGAAACACUGGCAGAACAGCGGCAAGCACUGAGCGACCUCCUGCAACAGCUGCUGAAAGAGAAGAGGCAGCGAGAGAAGGAGCUGGGAGACCUGCUGCUGGAGAUGGAGACGAAGCACGAGACCAACCAGGAGAAUUACUGGCUGAUUCAGUACCAGCGGCUGAUGGACCAGAAACCCCUGUCUCUCCGAGCACGGGAGGAGGGUGUAGAGAAGGAGCUGGUGGAUUUGUUGGUGGAUCUCUCUGCAGACCGGUACUUGCCCCUUUUUGCACAUCACAGAAUUACCCUAAAGAUGCUACGCUACAUGACUCCUGCCGAUCUGCAACAGAUUGGGAUCAUUGAGGGCAGACUACAGCGGGCUAUUCUACGACUUGCUCAAGAAGGUGCAAGGCCAGAGCCCACAGUACUGCCCGUCUCAGCGAAAGGCUCUGCUCCUGAAGUGCAGCCCAGUGCUCCGGCUGAAAUACAGCCCAGUGCCCCUGCUGAGGAGGAGGGUGAGGCAGGACCCUCAAGCCCUCUACUGAAGGUUUCCCGGGCGGUGGUGGCUCAGUCCGAGUGUGUCGUUUGUCUGGAGCGAGAAAGCCAGAUGAUCUUCUUGCCGUGUGGUCACGUUUGCUGCUGUCAGCCCUGUGCUGUAGUCCUGCGCACUUGCCCUCUCUGCCGUGCGGGCAUUGAACAGAAAAUCCGCAUGUAUCGUACGUCCUGAGUGGCCGUCCCUCCCUCAUCAAUAGCUGCCUGAAACGUCCUUCACUUGGUCCAGUCCUGUCCUAUAGCCCAGCUACACUGCUCACUGUGCAGUGUGACUGACUGCCUGCAGCCAGGGGAGGCGUUCUGUUGGAACAAUAACCUUUUCACUGCUGGUCUGAUUUGUUAAUUUAGUGUCAGCCCUGACGUUAGCUGGUCUGUGCUUCAGGAGGAGCGUUGCCGUUUGCGAUCUGUGUAGCAGCGUUUAGAAUGGAAAAGACCCUAGAAAUUGCUGGCUUAUUCCCAGUGCUUUGGAAUUAAUGUUGAAUGGUUCCGGUGAUGUGUUGGAGGGUGCUGUGAGUUACUGUUGGAUGUAUGCGAGUUAUUGGAAGAGAUGGCCUCUGUUUCUCCCCCACACCCCCUACAAUGUGGAGUCCUGUAGCUCAGUGGUUAGAGCACUCGCUUUGCAAGCGAGAGAUCUGAGUUCAAUUCCAGGCAGGACGAAACCUUGGGCAAGUUUCCUUACUCCAUACAGAGCCUAAUAAUAAUCCCUCCAAAAAAACAAAACAAUAAUAAAUUGGUCAUUUUCAAUCUACGACUGUUUGUGGGACAUUGCUGUGCGCAAUUGGCUGCCGCGUUCGCCCACAAAUAUACAGUCAAUUCACUUUACAGUGUGUUCUGUGAAGCGCUUUGGGACGUCCUCCCGACGUGAAAAGCGCUAUAUCAAAUGCAAGGAUUAUUAUUAUUAUUACAAUGCUAGAGAGGUUCAGGUUAGAUAUUGCAGUGUUAUAACCUGUCCUGGGUUCAUGGGAAUGUUGAACUCCACUAAUAGGAUGUAAAGCUAGAAGUUGUUUGUCGAUCAACGUGAGUAGAAAGUGUUCUGAUGUGUUGAAAUAUUAUAUUGGAGGAAUUUUAGAUUUGUGUUUUUGUUGCCCUGAUCAGCAUGUUCCCACGGGCAAUGUUUUACGUUCAGACCUUGUAUAAUUCUACACUGUCUGUGCUCAGGGCAGAUUUACAAUGUACGAUUUUGCGAAGCUUCUAUGAAAGGAACUGCUUUUUGAAAAAAAACACUUCACUGACAUCAGCACUGCAGAGCUCUGUGUUCCUUCAGUGGUCUGGCUGGCUGCCUAGGCUGUUGUCACAGCAUAAAUUGUUCAGCUCGGUAACCCAGUGCCUGAAUAGAGUACAGCAUUGCAGACAGUUAGCCUGUUUUGCAAUCAAUUUAUUUUCCUUCCCACUUCUGACCUUUCACUUAAGACUUUGUUGGGAUGGAACUACACAGCUUCCUGCUUCAGUCCCCAAGGUGGAGAAAGGUGCUUAAGUCUUACUGAAAGUAGUUGAUACUUAAACUUCCAAGUCUAUUCCAAUACCUUCUUUGAGUAAUUUGCUUGAAGCAGUGAUUUAUAACUGAGAUUGGAUGAUUUCCCCAGAGGCCACAUCAACCCCCAGCAACAGAUCAGGACUGGUCACAUCUGUCCAUUCAGGCAGAUUCUCCAAACCACAGCUGCCUUAAGUAAUCCAGCCUUGACCCAGACCAUACCCUGAGGUUAGGCAUGGCACAUAUCCAUACAGUGCUGUUCCACUCCUCACCCCAACACAGUUGGGAAGACGUUGGGGCUGCUGGAAAGUUUUUACCCCCACGUGCUGCACUUUCCCUGGGAAUAGACUGCAUCUCACAUAUUGCUGCCCAAUGUGAAAGGCGCUAUUUCAAACCAAGUUGUUGAAUUCUUGUUGCUACCAAGGAGAUGAUGUGUCAGUCACAUAUCUUGCCCAUCUACCUGGCUCUCAGUACUGGAACUGCAUGUUAGGCUUGUAACUGCUCAACUAUCUUCUCUGUGGCUGACUGAAUGGAUUUAUUUUUCAUUAAAGAUUUUAUAUUUAUUUGAACUUUA